Puccinia graminis f. sp. tritici CRL 75-36-700-3 is the source of this 1551-nucleotide messenger RNA. RefSeq lists its product as uncharacterized. Gene Ontology annotation, biological process: DNA integration. The transcript is spliced from 3 exons. The record is from RefSeq and is a predicted model, not a curated record. The coding region runs from base 1 to 1551 and encodes 516 amino acids. Lineage: Eukaryota; Fungi; Basidiomycota; Pucciniomycetes; Pucciniales; Pucciniaceae.
AUGUGGAGGAAGCAACAACACACCAUCAAAUUCUCAACGGAAAGGACACCCAAGGACUUGUUAAUUGUCACCCCCUAUUCAUCUCAAGCCAAAAUGAAUCCGGCCUUACCUUCGUUUGGGGAUGAAUUUCAAUCAGAGGUAACAGACCUAUUUGAAUCUGGGCUCACAGACAAAGAAGUAAUCAAAUUUCUCGAGGAGAUACACUCCAUCUCAGUCUCACCACGAACUCUAGCCAGGCGAAAAGAGGACUGGGGAUUGGUUCAUCAUGCGUCCCAACAAAUUGACCAACUGGAUGAACACAUCAAGACUUACUUCGACAAAGGCUUGACAUACUCUCAGAUACACCAUGCCCUGUCAACCACGCACGGCUACACACAUUCAAAACGAACUCUUGAGAGGAAGCUUAAAGCGAUGGACCUAUCUAGGCGAUUGGAUGAUAUUGACAUGGAAAAGGUGGAUGUUGAUACUGUUGUGACUUGCAUGAUGGAAAUCCAUCAAACACCAGAAGGACGGAAUGCAGGGUACCGUAAAAUGAGGCAAAUGCUCCAGACAAAUUUUGGCAUAAAUGUGCACCACAUGACUGUAGCAUUGAUCAAUCAAACCUUGGAUCCAGAUGGAGUAGAAAACCGUGCCAAAAGAGUUCUAAAGCGAAGAGUCUUCAAUACACCUGGGCCCAAUUUCAUCUGGUCGGCUGAUGGUCAUGACAAAUUGAAGAAGUUUGGCAUCACCUUGUAUGGAUUCAUAGAUGCAUGGAGCCGUAAGAUCCUCGGGAUCUUUGUCCAUGUCACAAACAAUGAUCCACGUCAUGUUGGAUAUUACUAUCUUCAGUUGGUCAAACGGGAAGGAGGAAUACCACGUCGAACAACAACUGAUCGAGGCACUGAAACAAUUCAGAUGGCUGGACACCAAAUUAAUCUCACCGAACAUUACAAUCCACACUGCUUGGAUUCAAGCACAUCACAUCUGUUCACUAAGAGCACACACAACCAAAAGAUUGAAUGCUUGUGGUCCCAGCUGAUGAAACAGUUCAACAGCGAGCUCAUCAACCAAUUAUUUUCUGCCGCCGAAGAACAUUUAUAUGACCCUGAAGAUCCUUUGGAGCAGCUAGUCUUUCUUUACUUAUGGGUACCUCUGCUUCAGGAAGCACUCAAUGAGUGGACGACCAAUUACAACUCCUACAAGCGCCGAUUGGAUAAGAAGAGUUCUCUACCCACACAGUGCAGUGCAGAUUGGUGCUAUGCAUACCCCGAUCGAAAAGGCGGCAUUCAAGGCUUAAUUCCAGUUCCGCCUAGUGCAGUUAAAACUUUGGAGGAAGCAUUUUAUCCAGAAGGCCCUCAAUUAAUGCAAACAUCCCCAACAUGGUUCUACGAAACAAUUGAGCAGCUGCAGUCUGGACUUGGGCUCGUCAUUCCCAAUGUCAAUGUCCACAAUGUCUGGGAGGUUUUCUCACUUAUACUUACGGCGGUCAAUACUUAUGAUGAAGCAUGGCUCAUAGAUCCAUCCAAUGAUGAAUCUCAGACAAUCCGAGCCCGCUCUCACCUUCCUGAAUGA